ACGGGCUGCAGCAUCAUCUCAAAGGAAAACGAUAAAAUGUAAACGACAGUGUUCCGCCGUUAUUUAACUCUGGUUAAUAUGUUGUUUUUACCGCGUUCGCACGAAAAGUACUUACAUUCAAGCACACUGCUUAGGAAGGAUGAGAACGAUGCUCCCAUCAUCUGUAGGACAGUGAAAACCCCUCCCCUGCUGCUGUGGGCGUAGAUGGCACCAUGCUGGAUAACGCCAGUGAUCAAGUGGAGCAGCAGUCUGGGCGCUGCUCAGACUGUGGGUGCAGUUUUAAUCUUUCACAUCCUGACUCUGAGCCUGAUUCUGAUGACACUCCAGCCGAUCCUAAACAGCAGAAUAAAACAGACAGUUCUUCCAAAUGCCCAUCCUGCCGGGCAGGCAGCAGCCCCCAGAAUGGACGCCGGCCACACCGGCGCAUCCGCCUGGACCCUCACAGCUGCAGCCUGUGCUCCAAAACCUUCAUCUCUUCUGCUCACCUGACCCUUCACCUUGCUUCUCACAAUAAGGAAAGGAAGUUCAAAUGUAACACCUGUGGCAAGUUCUUCCAUCAGUCCUCCCACCUAAUGGCACACAAGAUAAUCCACAGCGGAGACAGGCCAUUUAAAUGCCCAGAUUGUGGUAAGACCUUUGGGCGCGCUUCACACCUGAAGACCCACCGUCGACUCCACACAGGCGAAAAACCUUUUAAAUGCACUUACUGUGACAAGUCCUUCACCCAGAAGGCUGGGCUCCUGGCACACGUUCGUCUGCACACCGGGGAGAGACCAUACAAGUGCGAGCAGUGUGGCGAGGGCUUUCGCUCUUUGUCACUGCUGCUCUCUCACAAGGCUCAAGAGGCUUCCGGACAGGCCAAGUCACUGUCUCCACCACCGCACAGCCAGCCUCAGAAAACACAAACCAACAGCGAAGAUCUGAAAUGCGGCGUCUGCUGUCGCACUUUUGUCAGGUCAUCUUAUAUCAGGCUGCACAUUCGCCUCAACAAAGGACAGCGACCUUAUCACUGCAAAGUGUGCAACAAGACGUUUGUCAAACUGGAAACAUUUGUGAACCACUGUGACAAACACCUGAGACAGAAAAAGGAUAAAAAUAAGGGGGCGGAAGACAAAGUUGUCAAACCUCCCCUGUUUGUUCCGCUCUCCAGGCCUUCUUCUCCUGAGUCCUUACCCGCUCAGCAGCUAUCCCAGGAGGUUAACACACGCUCCAGAGCAAAAGCAAAGAUUAAAACAGAGCCAUAGCCAGAA
This is a messenger RNA of Pelmatolapia mariae (spotted tilapia), 1250 nucleotides long. Its product is annotated as zinc finger protein 436-like. The transcript has 2 exons. The record is from RefSeq and is a predicted model, not a curated record. Lineage: Eukaryota; Metazoa; Chordata; Actinopteri; Cichliformes; Cichlidae. Gene Ontology annotation, molecular function: RNA polymerase II cis-regulatory region sequence-specific DNA binding; DNA-binding transcription factor activity, RNA polymerase II-specific. The coding region runs from base 213 to 1244 and encodes 343 amino acids. Gene Ontology annotation, biological process: regulation of transcription by RNA polymerase II.